Molecule: messenger RNA, 1397 nt
Organism: Belonocnema kinseyi
Lineage: Eukaryota; Metazoa; Arthropoda; Insecta; Hymenoptera; Cynipidae
Product: dynein regulatory complex subunit 2-like
Exons: 7
Coding region: 69-1397 (442 amino acids)
Biological process (GO): axonemal dynein complex assembly; regulation of cilium movement; cilium-dependent cell motility
Cellular component (GO): axonemal dynein complex; axoneme
Source: RefSeq, a predicted model, not a curated record
UAUUUACAAAUAUUUCAGACUCUUAGACUUUAUUCUUGCUGAAUUAUUUGAUAGCUAACCAUACCAAAAUGCCGCCAAAAGUAGAGACACAGACGGAAAUGGUGAAUAAAAAAGCAGCAAAGAAGACGAAGGCCGCCGAGAAAAAAGAAAAGAAGCGACUUGAAGCGGAGGAAAGAGCAAAAUUUUUGAAAAAAGAACAUCUCAGACGUGAAAUCGAUCUGGGAGCUCGAAAUGUACUGCGCUUCCAACGAUCCUGGAGAGAAAUGGUCAUGAAAAUGAAAAUGCCGGGUAUAAAAGAAGACAUCGAGGUCGCCUGGCGCACCUUUGAACGUGCCCUUGACACUAAAGAUUAUAGUAUCAGUUUAUUAUUGGACGCAAUAGAUGAUGCGGAAGAGCAAUAUCAAAUGAACGAAAGAUCACAUAUUGAGAACAUUGACCGAUUUGUCAAAAUUUAUAAAAUGAGACUAGCAACCCACGAAAAUAAUUUUCUGUAUAAUAUGGAUGAACUAUUGACCGAAGCGGAAAGUGAAAUUUGCAAAAUUAAUAAUCAGCAAACAGAGGAUGAAGCUUAUCUUCAAGUGCUGAUUUUUGCAAUGAAUCAACGUCUUGAAGAAUCUCUAAAUAAUUUUCAAACUGCAACAUUUACAAAAGUGGAAGCAAGCACGGAAGAUUUCAAAAAUUUGCGCAGAAUGGAAGCCAAUUUCUUAAAUAAAAGCGUUAGAAAUUUGUGGAGAGAUCUUAAAAAUAUCGUCAGUAAUUAUACGAAAAAAACAAAAAAUCGUCGAAAUGCUUACGAGGCUCUGAAAGAAAAGGAUGAUACAGAUAGAAAUAUUAUCAAUCACCAAUUAAUUCGUACAGCAACACUUUUUGAAGAAAUACGAAAAUUUAGAGAGAAAGUAUCAAACUUGAAGUCUAUAACUGAAAAAAAAGUUACCGAUAUUAGAAAGGAGCAAAACUUUUUCCAGGAAGCUUACGGGACUGUAAAAAAAAGAUUUUUGGAAGAACAAUCUAUUGACAAACAUCAGCUUAAGACAAUGGCUGUAGAAUACAAUCGAACCACAGAACAUUUGAGUAAACUUGUGAAAAAACUCGAACAAAUUUUAAGGCUUGUGCAGAUUUGUCGAAAAUUCGAAACCGAAGAUGAGAAAAUAAUUCCGUCCUCUAUUCCGAUUGAAAUAGAAACUGAAAAUACCUCAACUCCUUUGAAUUGGAAACGAACUAGCGAAACAGCCUCAGAACCUCUUGAUUCUGUCAACACUCAUAGCAAAUUAGAACACAUUCAAGCACAUGAAUCACAAAGGUAUGGAUCAACACAGUUCAACAACACCGGACACCGACUGACUCAGAACGUUGGUUUUCCUCUUAAACAUUCCUUUGGUGCCAGUGGCGCAUUCUAG